UAAUAAUAAUAAUAAUAAACGCUUCCACUUUUUGUAACAGUCGUAUUCGGGUGGCGCCACCGCUCUCCGCCGUCUUCCCUUCCAUAGUUAAAGGAAACGCACCUAAUUCGGGUUGUUACAGGAAAGAUACGAAGAACAAUACAUAUUAGUUUGUACAUUGUAGUUGAUUAGUACGUAACCUAAUUAAUUAUAACAAUAAUUCUUCAAAUCAAUCAUGGGUUUUCUCCAUAAUCUCUGGGACGAAACGCUCGCCGGCCCCACCCCUGACUCCGGCAUCGGAAAGCUUCGUAAAUACAAGUCUCUCCGCGUCCGUUCCGGCAGCAAUAUCGAUCCUUCAAACGCCGACGAUAUCUCUCCGGUUUCCCGCAGCAUCACCAUCCUCCGAAGCAACAGCCUCUCCGCCUCUUCUGAUUCAGGAUCCUCCCCCUCUUCUCCCUCCACCCCCGUCACCCCCGGCUCAACAUUCUCACCAACAAGUCCUGGCGGGAAUAUCAAGAAAUUGACCCGAGCAAAGUCAACUGCCGGCGGCACGCAUUCUUCGAGGACAAAACAUCCUACGGGUUAUGAUUGGAUUGUUUUGAGUGCAUUGGAUCGUUGAAAUAUACGAAACCGUUGAGUUUCGGCUUCCAUGAGAAAUCUCUAUAUGUAUAUAUAUUAAAAAAAAAAUCUUUUCCCAAAUCUCCUAUAUAAAAAUCUGUACAUAUAUUAGGUAUAAUUAUAUAUAUUUAUAUCGCAGCCCAUGAUAUGAUCGAUGUGGCGGAUGGUUUCCUUUGUUUUUUUCUUCUUCUUUUUUCUUUUGUGUACAUAUGAUUUAAGGUUAUAUAUGCUGAACU
Messenger RNA from Lactuca sativa (garden lettuce), 833 nucleotides. Its product is annotated as Dormancy/auxin associated family protein. The record is from RefSeq and is a predicted model, not a curated record. Lineage: Eukaryota; Viridiplantae; Streptophyta; Magnoliopsida; Asterales; Asteraceae.